Molecule: messenger RNA, 720 nt
Organism: Fusarium oxysporum Fo47
Lineage: Eukaryota; Fungi; Ascomycota; Sordariomycetes; Hypocreales; Nectriaceae
Exons: 1
Coding region: 1-720 (239 amino acids)
Source: RefSeq, a predicted model, not a curated record
AUGAUAUUUCCGGCCUUCGUUGCAAAUCUGGAAGACACAUACGCCAACAGCUCUUCAAGUUCAGGAGGCCCCUACGAGAUACCAGACCAAGUCGUUGAGAUAGGGUUCCCUCAGAUCAUGCAAUUCACUUGGACUCCAUCAUCCUCUACAAUGGCUCUCUUCAUCUCUGAACCAGGCUCACACACUAAAUAUGCAGCCUGUAUGCCACGAGGCUGGCAAGGGCCGACAUAUCUCUUCCCAGGGUCCAGCGUUGCUGGAGAUCCGAUAUCGUCUGGACUCAGAUCCGGCGACGGCUUCAUCUUUCAACUCCCCGGAAUACCCAGCUACAACACUCCUUCCAGCCAAGUCACUAUGACCUAUCAUCGUUCACGGUCAAACCCUCGAUACAGUUUCUCGAUGAGGGUUGAACAUGGUGGAAGUCGCAGAACAGAAUCCUUCGAGUGGCGUAUCUCUUCAGAAGCUCGGAGCAGCGCUUAUAGCAUGGUUUGGGAACUUGUAUCACUAGGUCGUACAAGCAAGUCAGAUUCACACCGGUCUAGAAGCUACGAAGUUGUUGCAAUGAUACACGAAGACAAUACUUUAUCAGGAUCAGUGUCUGUUCAGAGGUCGGGGGGCUUCCAAUUUCUGGGCAGGGCAACUACAGGUUCAAUGGGAUAUCACUGGACUGUCACGGCUUUGAUGAGUAGUGUAGCAAUUUUGCAGAAUGCCAAUCGGGAGUAG